This is a messenger RNA of Piliocolobus tephrosceles (Ugandan red Colobus), 2112 nucleotides long. RefSeq names its product prolyl 3-hydroxylase 2 (gene P3H2). Gene Ontology annotation, biological process: collagen metabolic process. Bases 1 to 2112 code for a protein of 703 amino acids. The record is from RefSeq and is a predicted model, not a curated record. NCBI's taxonomy places the organism in Eukaryota, Metazoa, Chordata, Mammalia, Primates, Cercopithecidae. Gene Ontology annotation, molecular function: iron ion binding; procollagen-proline 3-dioxygenase activity; protein binding. The transcript has 15 exons. Gene Ontology annotation, cellular component: endoplasmic reticulum.
AUGCGGGAGCGCAUCUGGGCGCCGCUGCUGCUGCCGCUGCUACUGCCGCCGCCACUGUGGGGCGGCCCCCCGGACAGCCCACGCUGGGAGCUGGAGCUGGAGCCCGGGCCUCUGCAGCCUUUCGACCUGCUCUACGCCAGCGGCGCGGCCGCCUACUACAGCGGAGACUACCGGCAAGCGGUGCGCGACUUGGAAGCGGCGCUGCGCAGCCACCGGCGCCUGCGGGAAAUCCGCACGCGCUGUGCCCGCCACUGCGCGGCGCGCCACCCGCUCGCGCCCCUCGGAGAGGGCCCUGGAGCCGAGCUGCCCCUUUUCCGCUCCUUGUUGGGGCGGGCGCGCUGUUAUCGCAGCUGUGAGACCCAGCACCUCGGGGGCCCCGCAUCCCGCCACCGCGUCAGCGAGGAUGUGCGCAGCGACUUCCAGCGCAGAGUGCCCUACAACUACCUGCAGCGGGCCUACAUCAAGCUUGACCAACUCGAAAAAGCAGUGGAAGCAGCUCACACAUUUUUCGUGGCAAACCCUGAGCACAUGGAAAUGCAACAGAACAUUGAGAAUUACAGAGCGACAGCUGGUGUUGAAGCAUUGCAACUGGUAGACAGAGAAGCCAAACCACACUUGGAGAGUUACAAUGCAGGAGUUAAACAUUAUGAGGCUGAUGACUUUGAGUUGGCUAUCAGGCAUUUCGAACAAGCCCUAAGAGAAUAUUUCGUUGAAGAUAUAGAAUGCCGGACUCUAUGUGAGGGGCCUCAGAGAUUUGAAGAAUAUGAGUAUUUAGGGUAUAAGGCUGGUCUGUAUGAAGCUAUUGCAGAUCACUACAUGCAGGUGCUUGUUUGUCAGCAUGAAUGUGUGAGGGAACUUGCCACCCGCCCUGGCCGCCUCUCACCCAUUGAGAAUUUUCUUCCUCUGCACUAUGAUUACCUACAGUUUGCCUACUAUCGAGUUGGUGAGUAUGUGAAAGCCCUGGAAUGUGCCAAAGCCUAUCUUCUGUGCCACCCAGAUGAUGAGGAUGUCCUAGACAACGUGGAUUACUAUGAGAGUCUGCUGGAUGACAGCAUUGACCCAGCAUCCAUUGAGGCCAGAGAGGAUUUAACAAUGUUUGUGAAACGUCAUAAGCUAGAAUCUGAGCUGAUAAAAUCAGCUGCAGAAGGUCUGGGGUUUUCAUACACUGAACCGAACUAUUGGAUCAGGUAUGGAGGACGACAGGAUGAGAAUCGGGUCCCUUCAGGAGUGAAUGUAGAGGGAGCAGAAGUUCACGGAUUGUCAAUGGGAAAAAAGUUAUCACCCAAGAUAGAUCGAGACCUAAGAGAAGGUGGUCCUCUGCUCUAUGAAAACAUCACAUUCGUCUACAACUCAGAGCAGCUGAAUGGGACUCAGCGGGUUCUCCUGGAUAACGUCUUGUCAGAAGAACAGUGCCGGGAGCUCCACAGUGUGGCCAGUGGAAUCAUGCUUGUUGGUGAUGGAUACAGAGGAAAAACUUCGCCCCAUACACCCAAUGAAAAGUUUGAAGGUGCAACUGUCCUGAAAGCGCUCAAAUCUGGUUAUGAAGGUCGAGUCCCACUGAAGAGUGCUCGUCUGUUUUAUGACAUCAGUGAAAAGGCUCGAAGGAUUGUAGAAUCUUAUUUUAUGCUGAACUCAACUCUGUAUUUUUCCUAUACACACAUGGUCUGCCGAACAGCCCUGUCUGGUCAGCAGGAUAGAAGAAAUGACCUCAGUCAUCCCAUCCAUGCUGACAACUGUUUGCUGGAUCCAGAGGCCAACGAAUGCUGGAAAGAGCCUCCUGCUUACACAUUUCGAGACUAUAGUGCUCUCCUAUAUAUGAAUGAUGACUUUGAAGGAGGAGAAUUCAUAUUCACCGAGAUGGAUGCUAAGACUGUGACUGCUUCUAUAAAACCAAAAUGUGGGCGCAUGAUCAGCUUCUCAUCUGGAGGAGAGAACCCUCAUGGGGUGAAGGCAGUCACCAAGGGAAAGAGGUGUGCUGUGGCUCUGUGGUUCACCUUGGACCCACUUUAUAGAGAAUUGGAGCGAAUACAGGCUGAUGAAGUGAUUGCAAUCCUGGAUCAAGAACAGCAAGGGAAGCAUGAACUGAAUAUCAACCCUAAAGAUGAGCUAUAA